CAUUAAAUGUUUAUUAUCAAUAAAUUAUUGCCUCCAAAUAUAGUUAAUUUCCCCCUUUCCUCACAACCAAAAAAAGGAAAAAUAUGUAAAAAAAAUCUCAAAAUCCAAAAAAAGGCUUUCUUUUCUUCGCACCUUCAGAUCCAUUUCUCUCUUUCCAUUUUUACUUGCAAACCCUAGAUCACUUUAUCUCCGUAGGGUUUUCAGAGUUCCAACCUUUUUUUACUGCAAAGGAACAAGCUUUUUCUUGAAGUUACCUGAACAAAGUGAAGAUUUUUAGUUAGUUUUUUAUUUUUUGUUUUUUAGGCUUUUAUGUAGUUUAGAAUUGUGGGUUUUGAAUCAUUCAAUUGGAUAGGGAGAGUAGAAGAAAAAUUGAGAGUGUAAAAAAACUGUCAUUUUGAAGGGUGGUAUUGAAUUUGUGUUAGUUUGUUUAUCUUGGAAGCUUUUUCGGGGAGUGGAUUUUUUUUUUUUUAGUUUUUUUGUAAAAAUUGUGGUUUUAUUGAGUUUUAUAGAGAAAUGGGCUCUUGUCAUAUGUUCAUUUUGCUUAAAUGUUGUUGAAGAAAUGGGAUUUUGAUUAGACUGGAUAAUUUGCUUUGAAUAUUGGGUUUUAGUAAAGUUUGCAGCUUUGUUGGUUUUUUAGAAAAAUGGGUUCUUCGUUAUUUUUAUUUGGUUGAAUGCUGGUGAGGAAGGGGUUUUUGUUUAAGUUGAAAUUUGAAUGGUUGGGAUUUUAGUUUUUAGUUGAGUUUUUAAGCUUUUGAGUAUGAUGAGAAUGAAUGAGGAGGAUAAUCUUGGAAAAAUAGAAUUCUUGAAGGUAUGAAGGGUAGUUAGUGACUGUAAGAAGAACUGAAUAAGGUUUUGUUGAGGGGUGGUUUUGGUGUAUGAUGGGGUGCAUCUGUUGUAAGCCUUCUGCUAUUGAUGAUAGUAAGGAGAGUCCUAGAGAGAGGCCUUCGAGUAAAGCCUCAUCAGAUGUUAGGGUAUCAAGGGCUACUUCUUCGAGGAGGGAGGAAGUGCAUAGAGCAAAGGAUCGGUAUGAUAACAAUGAAGGGAGAACAAUGUUGAUUGAUAAAAAAGUGAAUGGUUUGGUUAUGGUGAAUGGCGAGAAUUUGGACAGGAAGAGGGAGAAGAUGGAGUAUGUUGUUAGCCAACACCCAGGGAUGGGUAGUGUUCCAAAAGCUACAGAAGGAGAGCAGGUGGCGGCAGGGUGGCCUGCUUGGUUAUCUGCAGUGGCGGGAGAAGCAAUCAAGGGAUGGGUACCGCGGCGUGCAGACUCAUUUGAAAAGCUGGAUAAAAUUGGCCAGGGAACUUAUAGUAACGUUUAUAGGGCUCGUGAUUUAGAUCAGAAAAAAAUUGUUGCUCUGAAGAAAGUAAGAUUUGAUAACCUUGAGCCGGAGAGUGUUCGAUUUAUGGCAAGGGAAAUUCACGUUCUACGUAGACUUGAUCAUCCAAAUGUUAUAAAGCUGGAAGGUCUGGUAACCUCAAGGAUGUCUUGCAGCUUGUACCUUGUUUUUGAGUACAUGGAACAUGAUUUGGCUGGUCUUGCUUCACACCCUGGUCUGAAGUUUUCAGAAUCACAGGUUAAGUGUUACAUGCAGCAACUUUUGUGUGGUCUUGAUCAUUGUCACAGCCGUAGUGUCCUACAUCGUGACAUAAAGGGUUCCAACCUUCUAAUUGACAAUAAUGGCAUCUUGAAGAUUGCAGACUUUGGUCUGGCUAGUUUUUAUGAUCCCCAUCAAAGUCAGCCCUUAACAAGCCGUGUCGUAACUCUUUGGUAUAGACCACCAGAGCUUUUACUUGGAGCCACUUACUAUGGUACUGCUGUGGAUUUAUGGAGUACAGGUUGCAUACUUGCUGAGUUAUAUGCCGGCAAACCUAUUAUGCCUGGAAGAACUGAGGUGGAGCAGUUGCAUAAAAUUUUCAAACUUUGUGGCUCACCUUCUGAAGAUUAUUGGAGAAAAUCAAAGUUGCCUCACGCAACCAUUUUUAAGCCCCAACAACCUUAUAGACGCUGUGUUGCAGAAACAUUUAAGGAAUUUCCAGCGCCAGCUUUAGCACUCAUGGAGACCUUACUUUCCGUUGACCCCACUGAUCGUGGAUCUGCAGCUUCUUCCCUCAAGAGUGAGUUCUUCACAACAAAACCUCUUCCCUGUGAUCCUUCGAGCUUGCCAAAGUAUCCGCCAAGCAAAGAGUUUGAUGCAAAAAUGAGGGAUGAGGAAGCUAGAAGACAAGGAGCAGCAGGAACCAAAGGCCAGAGACCUGAACUUGAUAGGAGAGCAACAAGAGAGUCUCGAGCUGUCCCAGCUCCUGAUGCUAAUGCUGAACUAGUCUUGUCAAUGCAGAAAAGACAUUGUCAAUCCAAUUCUAAGAGCCGGAGUGAGAAGUUUAAUCCUCAUCCUGAAGAAGUUGCCUCAGGCUUUCCUAUAGAUCCACCUAGACCAUCACAAGCAGUAGAGUCAAAUGCGGAUGCACAGGGGUAUCAUCACAAGAGAGCCUCGCAUUCAGGGCCACUGGUUCACCGGGCUGCAUGGGCAAAGUCUGGGAAAAACCUGGAUGAUGCUCCUAAACUUUCAACUGGGGCUGACUUGUCAUUGAUGUCAGGUUUAGUGGCAGCAAGGAGAAGUAGUCUUGUAUCUGAAGAUCGCAGAGAAAGAUCUGGUUCUUCACAAUCAGAAGCUCCAAAAAUAAUUGCAAGAUUUCCUGGGUCUUUUAAAGAGGCCUCAGAAUCCUUCAUCCAACCGGAUCUGAAACAUAAUGUGCAGCAAAAAGAAGAUGGAAGAAGUAACAACAAAGAUCCAGUUCUGCUUGGUUAUGGGUCAAAGGGUCGCAAAAUUCACUAUUCUGGUCCUUUAUUAGUUCCAUCAGGCAACAUGGAUCAGAUGCUCAAGGAUCAUGAUCGCCAAAUUCAAGAAGCGGUUCGGCGAGCACGCCUUGACAAGGCAAAGAUGAGAAAAGUUCAGUUAGAAGGGAACCAAAUAUCAGCCACUUCAUUAUUUGUUUCUGGUCGUUGAGCUAAAUUUUGUAGACAGCAAAUCAAGAUGAGCAUUGUCUAGACGAUCGCUGCAAAAAAAUUUGGCUGCUGAUUCUCCUGUGAAAAAUGAUCCGAGUUGUUGGGUGGAUUUUUUUGGUAUAGUUUGGUGUUUUUAGGAUGGCUUGCGGGCAUAUUUAGCUAAGCUUAUAGCUUAUUGAGAAAUAUCUCUCUGAUUAAUCAUGUGUAUAUCUUUCCACUCGGCAACUGUAAUUUGCUCAGAUAUGGCCCAUUCUUGUAGAGCUUAUUGUUAGUCAAAAGUUAAAUGCAGAGAUCUGAGAUUAUUUCAUGUGAUGAAAGAAGCAAAAUCUAGCUGUGUAGCAUUGCCUUUUGUCAAGAUAAUCGCAGUAGCAUUAAGGUUAACCGAAGGCGAAAUAUAGCUUCGGGGAUGUACCUAUCUUUGUGCCCCCAGCAACUCUUGUCAGCAGCUAUGUAUUUGGCGUAAUAAUGUUCCAGCUCUGUUGUCUUACUAUGUAUUUACACGUAUGUUUCGUAUGAUAUGAUGAUUAGUUCUAUGCUUUUA
Molecule: messenger RNA, 3542 nt
Organism: Durio zibethinus
Lineage: Eukaryota; Viridiplantae; Streptophyta; Magnoliopsida; Malvales; Malvaceae
Product: putative serine/threonine-protein kinase At1g54610
Biological process (GO): protein phosphorylation; positive regulation of transcription elongation by RNA polymerase II
Cellular component (GO): cyclin-dependent protein kinase holoenzyme complex; nucleus
Molecular function (GO): ATP binding; RNA polymerase II CTD heptapeptide repeat kinase activity
Source: RefSeq, a predicted model, not a curated record